Molecule: messenger RNA, 1434 nt
Organism: Papaver somniferum (opium poppy)
Lineage: Eukaryota; Viridiplantae; Streptophyta; Magnoliopsida; Ranunculales; Papaveraceae
Exons: 3
Coding region: 196-1017 (273 amino acids)
Biological process (GO): N-terminal protein amino acid acetylation
Cellular component (GO): chloroplast
Molecular function (GO): N-acetyltransferase activity
Source: RefSeq, a predicted model, not a curated record
GGAGAUUAGUUAAUUUGGCCUCAUAAACGGACAACGAACAGCUAACUAUAGACGGACAAGAAAAAAGUCUCAACCUUGAAACAUUCAGAUUCUUUGGUGGUUCAGCAAAUAGGGGGAGAGAAUUGAAUUCUCUCUCUCUUCUCUCGCUUUGAAUCUGCGAAGAAAAACAUCACCAGAAGAAAAGAAAAGAAAAGAAUGGCAAGUGUACAGUUAGGUCUUUCUGCAACCACAACCAACAACAAUCACCUCUUGAAAUUCUCACUCUCAUCAUCCAAAUCUUUCCGUAAUACCGUUGAAUUCUCUCGAUCUACUUCUGCUCUCUGCAGUUUCAACAAAUCAGGAAUUUGCAGGGCUAGUCAAACAGUUGAAUUGUUUCCAUCAGUAAUCCCUGACAUUGUCGUCAGGGAGGCAAGAAUAGAAGACUGCUGGGAAGUAGCUGAGACACACUGUAGUUCAUUUUUUCCUGAUUAUACAUUUCCUUUAAAUUUGGCGUUAAGGUUUGAUCGAGUAGUAGGAUUGUUAUCAGGAUUCUCAGUUCCAAAUGGCUGUAAGCGGACACGUUUGGUUGGUGUUGUUGGUGGCCCUGCUGAUGAUAGAUUUUUAUUCGGAAGCGAAGAUUUUAGAGUUGGAAGCUUCGAAGGAAAAUUCAGCUUCAAUAGGGGUUAUGUUGCAGGGAUUUUGACUGUCGACACUGUGGCUGAUUUUCUUCCCAGAAAAGGGCCGCUUCGGCAAAGAAGGACUGGAAUUGCUUAUAUAUCGAAUGUUGCUGUUCGAGAAAGUGAUAGGCGCAAAGGGAUCGCUAAGAGGCUGGUCAUGAAGGCAGAGGCUCAAGCCAGGAGCUGGGGCUGCCGUGCUAUUGCAUUACAUGUGGAUAAAAAGAAUCCGGCAGCCACAAGGUUGUACCAAAACCAGGGUUUCAGAUGCAUUAAUUUACCCGAAAAAGCCAACUGGCCCCAACCAAGAACGUCUCCAGAUAUCCAUUUCAACUUCAUGAUGAAGCUCCUAACUAGUAGCUGAAGCACAAGAAAGAAAGAUUAUUCCAGGGCACAUGAUGUAAAAUUGUACUAUUAGAUGAUGCUUGUAUAUAUAUAGGGAAAAGGUUUAGAGCUGGCAAACGGGCGAGUCGGGGCUUACCCGUUACGGGUUACACGGGUUCGGGUUAAUACGGGUUAAAACCCGCGGGUCAGUUUUCUUAACGGGUGGUCAAUUCUUCAACCUGCGCCCGUAACGGGUUAAGCUUGCGGGUUCGCGGGUUACUUAGCCUGUUUCUGGUUACUCAACUGAGUGACUGAGUCAACUCACCAGAAACCAAUUUGACAGAGUUUCCUCCGAUAUCUGGUCUAUUUCCGGUCAUAUUCAGGCCAUCUAAAGCUCCUUCUCUGCAACCUAACAAUAAUCUCUAAUUCAUUUGAUAUUUAGAUUCAAUUCAAUCAA